AUGCGCUUCACAACUCUAUCUGUGCUACUUCUAUCAACCCUAGCACUGGCAUUCCCAGAAUCUGACCCAGCCAUCGAAAAGCGAGACGACACGACCGACUCAGACAUGCCCAACCCCUUGAGUAACCUAGCCAACCCAACCACUACAAUGCCCACCCUCUUCCCCGAAGUGCCUACCUCUAUCAGAUCCGACCUGAUCACUGAAGUCCCUACCUCUGUCAUCUCCGAGAUGACGAACCCGACGGCUUGGUCAUCAGUCGCGAGUGAGUGGAGAGACGGAAUCGUUCCGUCUUGGUACAGUAGUUUGAAUGGGGAUGUGAAAUCGUAUUUUUCGACGGCUUUUGAAACGGCUUCGCCUUCCACCUCGUCUUCGCAUGGUGGUGCUGGGCCUGGGGCUCCGAAGCCGACGGGUAUGGCGGGGAUUAUGGGUGCUGCGGGCAUUUUAGGGAUGGCGAUUGUUUUGUAG
Messenger RNA from Aspergillus welwitschiae, 465 nucleotides. RefSeq lists its product as uncharacterized. The record is from RefSeq and is a predicted model, not a curated record. The transcript has 2 exons. Lineage: Eukaryota; Fungi; Ascomycota; Eurotiomycetes; Eurotiales; Aspergillaceae. Bases 1 to 465 code for a protein of 154 amino acids.